Messenger RNA from Crotalus tigris (Tiger rattlesnake), 1933 nucleotides. Its product is annotated as acid-sensing ion channel 2-like. The record is from RefSeq and is a predicted model, not a curated record. Gene Ontology annotation, cellular component: membrane. Gene Ontology annotation, molecular function: ligand-gated sodium channel activity. The annotation marks the transcript as partial. Gene Ontology annotation, biological process: sodium ion transmembrane transport. The transcript is spliced from 11 exons. NCBI's taxonomy places the organism in Eukaryota, Metazoa, Chordata, Lepidosauria, Squamata, Viperidae.
ACAGAAGAGGAAAGGGUGUUUACGAAAUAUGGGAAAUGCUACAUGUUUAACUCAAGAGAAGAGGGGCAUCCACUGUUGACCACGUUCAAGGGUGGGACAGGCAAUGGACUGGAGAUAAUGCUGGACAUUCAGCAAGAUGAAUACUUGCCAAUAUGGGGAGAAACAGAUGAAACAACAUUUGAAGCAGGAGUCAAAGUCCAGAUCCACAGUCAGUCGGAGCCGCCAUUUGUUCAAGAACUUGGCUUUGGUGUGGCACCUGGUUUCCAAACUUUUGUAGCCAUGCAAGAACAAAGGCUGACAUACCUUCCACCUCCAUGGGGUGAGUGCCACUCAUCAGAUUUUGGCCUGGAAUUUUUCCCCAUCUAUAGCAUCACUGCAUGCAGGAUCAGUUGUGAGACCCGCUACGUGGUAGAGAAUUGCAAUUGCAAAAUGGUUCACAUGCCAGGGGAUGCUCCAUUUUGUACACCGGAGCAGUAUAAGGAGUGUGCAGAGCCUGCACUAGUGCUUCUCGGUGAAAAGGGAAAUGAUUAUUGUGAGUGCCAAACCCCAUGCAAUUUGACCCGUUACAACAAGGAGCUGUCCAUGGUUAAGAUCCCCAGCAAGACCUCAGCUAAAUACCUUGAGAAGAAGUUUAACAAGUCAGAGAAAUAUAUCUCGGAGAAUAUACUUGUACUGGAUAUAUUCUUUGAAGCUCUUAACUAUGAGACCAUUGAGCAGAGGAAAGCCUAUGAAAUGGCAGCAUUACUUGGUGAUAUUGGGGGUCAGAUGGGUCUUUUUAUUGGUGCUAGUAUCCUCACUAUUCUGGAAAUAUUUGACUAUAUUUAUGAGCUGAUCAAAGAGAAAUUGUUUGAUCUUCUUGGCCCAGAGGAGGAAGAAGGAAGCCAUGAUGAGAAUGUGAAUGUGAUUCUCUCAGCCAUCAAAACCCUUUCUGAAUUUUUCCUUGGGGCUUUCAGGAUUCACCAUUUGAAAAUGAGCACGUGUGAGCCCUUGUCAAACCAUUCUGAUCCCACGAGCCACACUGUGACAGUCCCACUGCAGACAACACUUGGCACGUUGGAAGAAAUUGCGUGCUGACAAUGCUUCCUCAGCACUAUGGAUGGCAGAACCUACAAAAGCCAGGGAAUCCUACUCAGGCUCACUAACAGGGUGGGGGAACCAUUGAGGAAUUCGCUAUGCAUCCAAUUGUUCUCUUCCUCUCUUCUUGUCAAAAUCAGUGAAAGAUUUCAUGGACUCAGUUGCAUCAGCCUGUCCUACCAGGAUGAGUGGAUGAGGAUGUAGGAAAGGGCAAGGUUUAUCUCCACCAGCGGACAACACAUCUCAGUUUUUGAACUGGAGAAGUGUGAUGACCAAGGAAUUAUUCUUUCAUAGACAGCCUACAAGUUAUACAAAAGAAGCCUGCAUGCCAGUCCUUUUGAUGGCAGUCUCUCUUUUUCCUUACAAGCCAUGUCUCCAUCCAACAACUACUCCCUUUUUUCUUUUUUCUUUUGCCACAACAAAAGUGGAGGACAUGGUACAGACUUCCCUGCUCAAGAGUUUACCAUUAUUUAACAACAUCACUGCUGAAUUAAAAACAAGCAAUGGUCCAUUUCCAUUCUUUUUUGUUGUAUGCUAAAUGUGACAGGGUCUCAAAGUUCUGGUCAAAUCUUUGGGUGAGCCAGCUCUUUGAUGACCAAGGUGAGCAUGCUCAAAUAGAAUGGUUCACCUUAUCUACCAUUAUAGACCACUUCUUAAAUGCAGACACUCACAAAUGCACCAGCCCCAUUGACACUAGUUAGCCAUACAGCUACUGUCUUGUCUAGAUUGGUGUGUAAUGCAACAUGUGUGUGUCCCAGGAUUGAGGGAGGUGGGUUCCAGUUACCUUUCUGACUUGCCCUGGUUCCUCAUUCUUAACAGCACUAUUAAAGAUGAUCUUGUGGAAGGGGAAAAACUGUCA